Tachysurus fulvidraco (yellow catfish) is the source of this 2559-nucleotide messenger RNA. Its product is annotated as PH and SEC7 domain-containing protein 1-like. Lineage: Eukaryota; Metazoa; Chordata; Actinopteri; Siluriformes; Bagridae. Bases 152 to 1396 code for a protein of 414 amino acids. The record is from RefSeq and is a predicted model, not a curated record. The transcript has 2 exons.
UGCACCGGAUUGUUUAUAAUUAUCUCCCGUUCGCAGCGCAUAGUAACGUUCGGCCCGUGGCAUGAUCACGUGACUACGGGCUCGCACUCGGUACCGAAUAUCCAAAUUCGAUUCUGGAAUUGGAACACAGCCUUGAGACUGUGACGUUAUUAUGACGCCAGACAGUGACGAGCAGGACGAAGUUACGGACAGAGUAAUGAAAAGGGAAGAAAAUGUGGACAGACUAACAGAAAGGGACAACAUUGUGGACAGAGUAACAGAAAGGGGCAACAUUGUGGACAGAGUAACAGAAAGGGGCAACAUUGUGGACAGAGUAACAGACAGGGAAGAAAUUGAUGACAAGGCAAACGAAUGGGAAGAAGAUGAAGACAGUUCAACAGAAUGGGAAGACGCUGCAACAGAAUGGGAAGAAGUUGAGGAUGAGGAUAGAGAAGGGGGACAAUUUGCAACAGAAUGGAAAGAAGUUAAAGACAAAGCAACAAAUUGCAAAGACAUUGAAUUUGAGUACCCUUCAACAAAAGGUGAAGGAGUUGAGGACAUCUCGACAAAAUGCAAAGAAACCAAGGGCGAGGUAAAAAAAUGUGAAGAACUUAAGGACGUUUCAACAAAAUGUGAAAAUGUUGAUGACGUCUCAACAGAAAGGGAAGAAGUUAAGGUUGCUGAAACAAAAUGUGAAGAAUCUACAAGCAAUUUUACAGAAAGCAAUGACACUGUAGAUGAAGCACUAGAAAGGGAAGAAGUUACUGAGGAGGAGGGGGAGGAGGCCAUGUCCAUGGAACCUGUCCACAAAAUAGGACAUCUAAUCUGCAAAAGAGUUAUGGAUGAGAAUGGGACUAAAACCAGUAAGGGCCAGAGAGCAUGGAAGCCAUUCACCGCAGUUCUACAAGGCAUGGUUCUUCAUUUACAAAAAGACAAUUCUAACUCGAAUAAGACAGACAAAGUCAUUAGUCUGCAUCAUACAUUUGCAUACCCUGUAGAUCACAAAAAGAGGAGACAUGUGUUGUGUCUCAGGACUGCAGACCUCAGACAGUUCUACUUCCAAGCUGAGAGUGAAAAAGAGCAAGCAUCAUGGGUUGCAGCCAUUAACUGCAUCGCCGCUUGUUACUCUGCUCCUCCGCUCACUCCUGUUUCACAUGACAAGAAGGCACAUUGCCCUCUGUUUCUACCUUCAUUCCAGACAAAUCUCUCUCUAGACCAGCAGCUCGAGUGCUACAUGUACCAGUUUCUGAGGGCUUCAACAUAUAUACGCUACUUUAACUCAUUGCCUAUUAGGGAUGGAGCUUUAUCUUUAGAUUAUAUGGUGCAGGAGAGGACGCGCUACAAAACAUAUGUAAAAGCGUUACAGAGACUUGUUGCAACCAAAGGUGCCAGAGAAGGCUUCGGCAAAUCAACUUAACCCUGUAAAGCCCACUGUUGUAGAAUUAGAUCACUUUUAACAAUUUUAAAAAAAGGCCUGCGAAUGUUUUUUUUUUUUCUCAAGACCACAUUUGCAUAGUUCAUGGGUUUUAUUGUUUGUCCUCAAUGCUAUUGGAUAGAAGAAGUGUUUAUAGGUCCGGUCAUCUGGCCAUGAACUCACUCUACCCGACUGGAUUUGUCAUGAUUCAAAGAGUGUAGAUGGAAUACGACAACACAAAUCUACAAAUCGACUACAAGAUCUACAGACAACUACUUCACCAGUGUACCACUGGUAAUCAAGCUUCUUGAGCAUGGACUCCAUUAUGUGUGAACAGCGAGGCAGAUAUGCCUACCCAACUGCAACUUGAAGAUGAAAAGAGCUUGAAGAAUAAGGAGAGAGGAAGCUUUUACUGUAUAUCUGAGUGGAGGGGAACCACAACAUCUGCACUCUCAAAUGGACACAUUUGUGUCAUACUCUGCUGGACCAGAAUCUGUGCAGAAGAUUCAGUGCUGAGACAAAGCCACCAAAACCAUCAUUGAUGUCAAGAGGCCUUAAAUUGUUGGUACCUACAACAAACACAAUGAAGGUAUGGAUUUGUUGCACUCAUUUGCUGACAAGUACAAGUUCCCCUUGAAAUCCCACCACUGGUACAUUUACAUCUUCUGGCACACCAUCAUCCAGCUGUGAUUAAUGCCUGGCUCCUCUACAAGCGGGACUGUAGAGCGCUGAAGAUGGCUAAGAAAGAUAUACUGAACAGGAGACAGUUUCAGGCACAACUUACAACCUCUCUCAUCCUGGUGAACACACAACACAAUGCACAAGAGAGGGAGACCAUCUUCAGGAAAGAUGAACACAUUCACACAGAAGGUGACGUCAGGGAGCGGUCAUCGGUCCACCCCCUGCUGGAUGUAUGCAAAGACAUUAUUGCACAUAUCCCAGUAGAGACGAAGAGAGGACGUUGCAGACACUCCAAUUACGGGUACACAAACACACUGUGUAGCAAGUGCAAUGUUUGCCUGUGCUUCUCAGAUGAAAAGAAAUGUCUUAGGGACUAUUACUGCAAGUAAACACAGACCUCAUUCAAACCACACUGAAAGUGAUAGAAUAAAAAGUUUUAUAAAUAUAAAAUCUUUUUCAAUAUUUUUAUUAAUAAAUGCUUAUUU